Hibiscus syriacus is the source of this 2358-nucleotide messenger RNA. Its product is annotated as EIN3-binding F-box protein 1-like. The transcript has 2 exons. Gene Ontology annotation, cellular component: SCF ubiquitin ligase complex. NCBI's taxonomy places the organism in Eukaryota, Viridiplantae, Streptophyta, Magnoliopsida, Malvales, Malvaceae. Gene Ontology annotation, molecular function: protein binding. Bases 262 to 2196 code for a protein of 644 amino acids. Gene Ontology annotation, biological process: SCF-dependent proteasomal ubiquitin-dependent protein catabolic process. The record is from RefSeq and is a predicted model, not a curated record.
AUCAUAAAAACCAACCGCUUUUCCUUUCCUCCACUAUCUUCCAUUGCUCUUCCUCCACUAUCUUCCAUUGCUCCUCUCUCUUUUUUACCCUAUUUGAUAGGGGUUCCAUGUCCUUAUAGCUCCAAUCUAUCGCAUGCAUCCGUGUCUUCGAUCUACAUACGUUGAAGUUUUAGCUUUCUUACUUGUUGGGUCUCUCUUAGGAGGAUUUUCGGGCGGCGAACGGUGCAGAUUUUACCUCCCGGGUUUUUUUGAGCUGUACUCAUGUCCAAGCUCUUUUCUUUUAGUGGAUCUGAUGAUUUUUGCCAUGGAGGGUCGAUCUACCCAAACCCAAAGGAAUCAAAUAUCCUUUUGUCCCUUGGACGUCAUGUGGAUGUUUAUUUUCCCCCUUGCAAGAGGUCCCGCAUCAGUGCGCCUUUUGUUUUCUCGGGUGAGAGGUUUGAGCAGAAGCCGUCAAUCGAGGUUCUCCCUGAUGAAUGCUUUUUUGAAAUCUUCAGGCGGUUACCUGGAGGCCAGGAGAGGAGUGCCUGUGCUUGUGUUUCCAAGCGCUGGCUUACACUUGUAAGCAACAUCCGCAGAGAUGAAAUCAGUGACAAGACCACUGAAGCCUUGAAUCUCAAGGAUGUUGAUUCUGAGGUUGGAGAUCAGGAUGUUCAGGGAGGUGGAUACCUCUCUAGGAGUUUGGAAGGGAAUAAAGCAACAGAUGUUAGACUUGCUGCUAUUGCUGUCGGAACUGCUAGUCGUGGUGGAUUGGGCAAGCUUUUCAUUCGAGGAAGCAAUUCCAGCCUUGGAGUGACUACCGUUGGCCUAAGGGCCAUUUCCCGUGGAUGCCCUUCUUUAAGGGUUCUUUCUUUGUGGAAUUUGUCUUCCCUUGGAGAUGAAGGGCUGCGAGAGAUUGCCGAUGGGUGUCACCAGCUACGGAAGCUUGACCUUUGCCACUGUCCUGCUAUUACUAAUGAGUCUUUGCACGCCAUUGGAAAGGGCUGCCCUGAUUUGACUGAUCUGACCAUUGAAGGUUGUGCAAACAUUGGAAAUGAAGGUAUUCAGGCUAUAGCACGCUACUGCCCCAAUCUAAAGUCUCUUUCAAUUGAAGGUUGCCCCCUUGUUGGAGAUCAAGGAAUUGCAAGCCUGCUGACAUCAGCCUCAUAUUCCCUCACAAAAGUAAAGCUUCAGGCAUUGAACAUUACCGAUGUCUCUCUUGCCAUAAUUGGACACUAUGGCAAGGCAGUGACUGACCUUUCUCUCAAUAGCCUUCCAAAUGUUACCGAGAAGGGCUUCUGGGUAAUGGGUAACGGUCAUGGGCUACAGAAAUUGAAGUCUUUCACGAUUAAAGCUUGCCUUGGAGUGACAGAUCUGGGACUGGAAGCUGUUGGUAAGGGUUGCCCAAAUUUAAAGCAGUUCUGCCUCAGAAAAUGUGCUUUCUUAUCCGAUAACGGGUUGGUGUCUUUUGCUAAAGCAGCGGGUUCACUAGAGAGCUUGGAACUGGAGGAGUGCCACAGGGUUACCCAAUUUGGGUUUUUUGGUUCCCUUCUGAACUGUGGUCCAAAGUUCAAGGCUAUUUCUCUUGUGAACUGCUUGAGUAUCAAGGACCUAAGCUUGGGAUUGCCUCCUCUAUCCCGUUGUGAAUCCCUUCGAUCACUGGCCAUCCGUAACUGCCCUGGUUUUGGCGACGCUAGCGUGGCUGCUUUGGGAAAGUUAUGCCCUCGUCUGCAGAACAUGGAGUUGAGUGGGCUUCAUGGAAUAACAGAUGCUGGGUUUCUCCCAUUGCUUGAGAGCUGUGAGGCUGGUUUGGUGAAGGUUAAUCUCAGUGAUUGUCUAAAUUUGAGUGACAAAGUUGUUUGCAAGAUGGCUGAUUUACAUGGGUGGACUCUAGAGAUGCUGAAUCUUGAUGGUUGUUGCAAGAUCAGUGAUGCCAGCUUGGUUGCAAUUGCUGAGGACUGUCAGUUGCUCAGCGAUCUAGAUGUCUCCAAGUGUGUUAUCACCGACUCCGGAAUUGCAGCUCUUGCUCGCUCUGGUCUGAUCAAUCUUCAGAUCUUAUCCGUCUCUGGUUGCUCUAUGGUCACAGACAAAAGCCUGCCAUCACUUGGAAAAUUGGGUCAGACCCUCCUGGGGUUAAACCUCCAGAAAUGCGAGGCAAUCAGCAGCAGUGCAGUUGACCUGCUUGUGGAGCGGCUAUGGAGGUGUGAUAUCCUUUUCUGAACAACACCGCAGUAUGGGAUUAUCAGUAACUCGGGUUUCCACCCACCAAGAAGCUUUCAGAAUAGCCUUCGUGGCAGAAGUGUGUAGUUUUUGGGUCCAUCAGCUAUGGGUCUUCUACGGUCCGGAACUCGGACCCUUUUUCCAGGGAUAUGGCCAUUCUCC